CGCCCAAUGACAAUCUUCGCAAAGGUUUGAGCAGGCGAGCCGAACUUCGAAUUCUCGAACGCUCAAGUGACGGCGUGUGAGGCGUCCAUUGAUAUCACAGUAACCACUAGGAGACGGGGAAACGGCAUUGCGCACGCGUAGUUCGUUUCCCGCGGUUUUCCUGGGCGGUUGAUUUAGCACGGGAAAGGGGCAUAGAGGACGGGAGACUGCGAUGGCUGCUUCCUCCGAUGGAGGUAAGCCGCUAGUGCCCGUCACUCAUGUCAUCUUUGACCUGGAUGGUACCCUCAUAAACACCGAGGAUAUCUUUAACGCCAUCAUGAAAGAACUCUGUAGUCGCUAUGGGAAGAUGUACACUUGGAAGGAAAGAUCCCAGAUUAUGGGUAUGAAAGAAGUGAACGCCUUGGAAGUUCUCCGAAAGCUCUUCGACCUGCCUUUAACCGUUGAAGAAAUCCUACGCGAAACCGCACAAAAGAAACGAGAACAAUAUCCCACCUCUGCCUUAAUGCCGGGGGUGGACAAGCUGGUCCGCCAUCUGCACGAGCACAAGAUCCCCAUUGCAGUCGCCACCAGCUCCAUUCGCGAAGCGUUUGAGAUGAAAACGGGGCAACUUAAGCCCUUUUUCGGCUUGUUCCAUCACAUUGUGAUGGGAGAUGACCCCGAGGUAAAAAACGGCAAGCCACAACCCGAUAUAUUUUUGGUUGCUGCAAAGAAGUUCGAACCGCCGGUACCUCCGGCAAAGUGCCUUGUGUUUGAAGACGCCCCCAAUGGAGUCAAAGCUGCCCUUGCUGCCGGCAUGCAAGUAGUCAUGGUCCCCGACGGCGGUUUGCCAAAAGAACUGACGAAAGAAGCCACCCGUGUCCUACAAUCAAUGAAUGAUUUCAAGCCAGAAAUGUUUGGCUUGCCGAAGUUUGAUUGACAUUUGCUGUCUAUUGAUCUUACGGAUUCAGGUUUUCCGACUGGAGAACAUUCUUUAAUAUUAAAAGCAUUCCAAAAAUU
This is a messenger RNA of Crotalus tigris (Tiger rattlesnake), 996 nucleotides long. Its product is annotated as pseudouridine-5'-phosphatase-like. Bases 212 to 916 code for a protein of 234 amino acids. NCBI's taxonomy places the organism in Eukaryota, Metazoa, Chordata, Lepidosauria, Squamata, Viperidae. The transcript has a single exon. Gene Ontology annotation, molecular function: phosphatase activity. The record is from RefSeq and is a predicted model, not a curated record.